This is a messenger RNA of Leptonychotes weddellii (Weddell seal), 4080 nucleotides long. The record is from RefSeq and is a predicted model, not a curated record. NCBI's taxonomy places the organism in Eukaryota, Metazoa, Chordata, Mammalia, Carnivora, Phocidae.
GGGCUGAAGCUGCCCAUGGAGCCGCUUCCCCAUGCCCCCCUGGAGGGGCCACACUGCCCCAUGAGCCCCCUCGAGCUCUCAUCUUCAGGCUCCCAGUUCACCAAGUAUGGCUGCCGCCGGAGGCUGGACCACAAGAUGGUGCACCGAGACUUCUGUGACGCCCUCACGAAGCCCAAAGCCAUCCGUCGGGCUUGCAACCCACAGGAGUGCUCCCAGCCAGUGUGGGUCACAGGUGAAUGGGAGCCUUGCAGCCAGAGCUGCGGGCGGACGGGCACGCAGGCUCGCUCCGUGCGCUGCGUACAGUCCCUGCACAACAACACCACCCGCUCCGUGCACACCAAGCAUUGCAACGACGCCCGGCCCGAGGGCCGCCGGGCCUGCAACCGUGAGCUCUGCCCCGGGCGGUGGCGGGCUGGGCCCUGGUCCCAGUGCUCGGUGACCUGUGGAAACGGCACCCAGGAGCGGCCCGUGCUCUGCCGAACCGCGGAUGACAGCUUCGGGAUCUGCCGGGAGGAGAGGCCCGAGACGGCCAGGAUCUGCAGGCUGGGCUCCUGUCCCCGAAACAUCUCCGAUCCUUCCAAGAAGAGCUACGUGGUUCAGUGGCUGUCCCGACCGGACCCCGACUCACCAGUCCAGAAGACCUCGUCAAAGGGCCGCUGCCAGGGUGACAAGUCAAUGUUCUGUAGGAUGGAAGUCUUGUCUCGCUAUUGCUCCAUCCCAGGCUACCAGAAGCUGUGCUGCAAGUCUUGUAACCUGCACGACAACCUCACUGAGGUGGACGACGGGGCCGAGCCGCCACCCGGGAAGCUCAACGACAUUGAAGAGCUCAUGCCCACCCUCCUGGUGCCCACCCUCGUCAUGGAGGUGCAGCCUGCGCCAGGCACGCCCCCGCGGGCGCCCCUCAAUGUCUCCAGCACCAACAGCACCGAGGACCACCCAGACACCAACGCUGUCGACGUGCCCUACAAAAUCAGCAGCCUGGACGAGGAGGUCCAGCCGCCCAACCUGAUCCCGCGACGACCGAGCCUGUACGAAAAGACCAGAAACCAGAGAAUCCAAGAGCUCAUUGAUGAGAUGAGGAAGAAAGAGAUGCUCGGGAAGUUCUAAUAAAAUGGAAAGAUAGCAUCCAUAGCAUUUUUUUUCCCCUUGCUUAUAGAUAUAUUCCAUGGGAUGGCAAAUCGUGGAGAUGAAGGAAAAAAUUCUGAUUCCAAAAGGGUUUUGAGAAAACAGAGAGGGAGAGUGACAUAAACAUCUAUGCAUAUGGUUGUGAGCAUGUGGCAGCCAGCUUCACACAUGUGUUUGUGCCCCAGCUCUGGAAUGUUCUAAGUCUCAUGCUGGGGCCGGGUGGAGGGUGGAGAGGAAUAUAGAGGUUCUGCGAGUGCCAUCAGUGGGCGGGGGGGGCAGGAGGCUAACUCAGAGAGAGGAGACACGUGUCCCCGAGUUCCUGAGCAGUGAUUGGCCAUCUUCCUUUCCUUGGCCGUGACCACCCUUCUGGAGCCGCGGGACGUUUCCUACCUGUCUCCAGACUGAGGCUCGAGCCCCAUGGGCACUCCUAGGAGAAACAGUGAUUUAUUUGCUAAUCGACCCAUCACUAAGAUGCGCACGAUGGAGGCCGUGAACUUGAAUGCCAAUGACUCCAAGGGCCAGGCAGGUGGUGAGGAUGAGCGUGGCCGCCCGCUGGGGACCGCGACCGACCUGAGAGGCACACCGUGCUAGAGCUGCUUGCGGGCUCUGGCCGUUGCUGCCUCUGGGGGGGCCGGCCCCUGCUGCCAGAUAAUGUGCUUUCAGUAGCAGUCUAGCUUUGCCUGCGACAAUCCUCAAUCCUUAAACUUCAACUCAGAAUGUCGGGGGGUCUGGAAGGUCUGUUAGGGUCUAGAACCCCCAGGCUGCAGCCUCUGGUCUCCAGGCCUGGCCGGAUGCAGCCUCUCGGAGGAAGGACUUCAGAAAAGCCACCUGGCCCAUUGGGUGCUCAUGCCUGGUGUUCGACUCAGCCCAGACUGAGCUGUGAAGCUGUCGCUCCUUCCCGGGAAGGUGCUGGGACUUGAUAGAUCUAGACAGUGGGCCACGUUUCCUCCAGGAGGAGACAGAGGGGUGCACUCCAGGCUCUCCCAGGCCUCUCUUGUCUCCGUGAGCCUUGGCCCGUGUGCAAGGCCCGUGACUCUCCCCGUGGGGUGGGAGGGGGUGCCGUCACCAUGGUGGCCGUGCUUGGGGUUCUGAGAUGGGGCUCUGCAAGCUCGGGCUGCCUCCUGGAGACCAGCUUUGCUUGUGGGGGUGCCCUUGCCCUGUCUAGCCCUGGGGAGCCCCCUUCCGUGCCUUGGAAGUCCCAGCAGGGAGCUGUGAGAUCUGGCCUCCAGUGGGAAGCACAAGGUGGGAGGUGGGGAGAACCUGCUUUAUCUUUGGCCGUUCCCAAACUUCUACAACUUCUGUUUUCGGCAGAAUGGUGCUUUAUGAGCAAGAUGUGAAUGAGAGAGAAACAGGAAGGGAGUGGGCAUGGACGGGAGGACGGCGGCUAAUUUUUACCCCUCCCUGCAUGGAUAUUUUGUGAACACGUAGCCUCAACUUCCCCAAGUUACAAGACCCAGGGGCACUUUAGCUGCUUAGCUGGGCCUGGCCUCACACAUAAUUCUUAAGCUUUCUGUGUCUAGGAAAGUUCUAGAGCCUUUGUAUUCUCACCAGUCAUAGAUUUUAGAGAGCUCUUUCCGGUUUAACUCCCCAUUCUGUGGAUGGGAACACUGAGGUUCAGGAUAAUACCAUGAUGGCUACUUUAUACUGAGUUGGAGGUGCUAAGCAGGUUUGUCUGAUCCGUGCAUGAGUGUGGGUGUGUGUCUGUGUGUGAUCUAAGGGACAAAGUGAGGGUGUAGGAACCAGAGAAAACGCUAUCUGGGAUAGCGUUCCCACUGGGUGAUAACUAGCUUCCUGUCACCCCCGCCUGGCCUGGCGGCCUCCCUCCCCUCUGCCAUCACAUCCCCCACAUACUCAUGCAUGUCCUGGUGUCUCAACGGAGCUUGCUUGCUCUUAAGAAGCAAACUGGAGGAUACUAUCUCUCAUAGUAUCACUUCUUUUAACAGAUGUGGUCUACAGCACUUUUGCAAUUCUGUCUCUCUCUGAUCAGGAAAUGGAUGCCUCGCCUUUCCCUACUGGUUGAACCCAUGGUGCUAUUCACGGGCUGAAGGACUGGGCAGUUCUUGCUUGGGUCUACCCUGGAAUAAAAGGGCGCUCAGGGUGACUGACCCUACCCAGAGAGUAUUACUCAGUUUACCCAGCCUGGGGGGCCUCAGGAUGGAAACACUCCAUCCCCAGAUCCCAGCGAAGCAGGGCUGCUUGUCUUGGGGGCUGGAAGGCUUCAGGGAGAAGCCCCAGGUGGGACAUACCCAGGGUUACCUGUCUUCUUCUGGAAGGAGAGAGAUGCCGUCUGGGAACUGUAGGCCAGCAUGGCCACCGUCCCAUAGAUCAUACUCAGUGCCUGGGGCCAUAUAGCCACAGAGCUCUCUAGAACCCGAUGGUCCUCGGAGGUCUCUCUGUCUAAGGAACACAGGGUUUACCAGACUCUGAGGGACUGCUAAUCCCCACUGAGCUCGGGACCGGUGGGAGAGCCAACUUAGCAACAGUCCUGGGCUUCCAGAGCUUCCGUGUCUGGAGGCCCCUGCAGCUGGAGGCCAAGGAGGUUUUCUAGCUGAGGUUCUGGAGCACCAUUGUCGAGACUCAGAGCUCUCUGUUUGCGGCUUCAGAAAAUUGUGUUUGUGGGGACACUCCUGCUGGGGUUGGGGACCCGGCUCUCUGAUCUCCUUUUGGAAAACCCAUGGAAUUUCCCGUAUAACCCUUCUGUUUGUAUUUUAAGGUUGUUUGUUUGUUUGGCGUCUAUAAAUGGUGCUCAGCAGCAUUCCUUCGAGAUGAAGCCUGAGGACUCUGUACCCCCAAAUGCCAGGCAGCCGCCACAGGAAUCAUCAUGGUGCUGAACUCAAAUCACAUCAUUUUAUCUCACUGAUCACAGCCAUCGACACAUUUGUUUUCUGUAUAGAAAAUUUGGCUUCCUGAUUUUAUAACUUAUUAAAGUCAAAAUGUCUGUGUUUUUGCACAUCA